AACAAUAAUAAUAAAGUGUUGUAAUGUGGGUGUGGAUGUGAGAUCAGUGCAGUGUGGAGGAACAUUAGCUGGUUAUUACUGUACAGAUGCGGAAGAGAAGCAGGUUCUGAUCUCUCUGUAACUCAAACUCACAGUAAAACUGAGGAUUCUUUACUCUUGAACACUGCACAUGGUGGGUAGGUGAUGAUGGCUCAGUCAGGAUGGAGAAGUGAGAACGGAGGGCAUCAGGAGGUGGAGGACGAGUUCACCUGUCCAGCCGUGUUACACGCCUCUCUGGAGGAUCUCAAACCCACAGUGGAGCGAGUGUUUGGCGUCACCCUGGUAUUCGGGGGACAAAGCUCGCCCUACGCCCCUCAGGACGGACAGAUCUGGCUGCACCUGAAAGGACGGAAAGAAGAGACGGAAGCAGCCAAGCUUUUUAUCAAGGGCGAGGUGCAGCAGGAGGCCCAGGAGGAGGUCGAGUACCCGUCGGUUCUGCACCCCGUGUUCUGCGGUGGCUUCUUUACGGACUGUUUGAUCCGGAACACCUCAGCGCACAUCCUGGUGGGUUCUCCAGAGUGUCUUCUCAUCUACGGACUGGCGGAACCCGUAGUGAAGGCCUACUCUCUCAUCCUGGACCUGGUCGAGAGGUACAAGAGAAGCCAGUCGCAGCACGUCGAGAUGAGAAGCGAGACCAUGGAGUCACAGCUGGCCUUCAGAUCCCUGGUGGAGCAACUGGAGGACAGGAACACCCUAGAUCUGCUGGUCCUGCCCGUUCUGGUCAAAGAAGUUCUUCUGGACUUGGCUAAACAGGCUGGACUGAACGUGAAGGCAAAGACGUUGAAGACUGAAGCUUCAGCAGGACCAAGAACAGGAGGGAAACUUUCUCAGAACAUGGACAGACUGGUACUGACGGAUCCUGGAGGAAACCAGGGAUUUGAGAAACUAGGGAGUUCCACUGCUUCAUGUUUCCCUCAGCCUGAUCUAGGUGCUGCAGGUACCAAAGAUCACAGCAGAAACAAGGAUGGAGAACCUAAAGAGACUUUAGGUCAGUUUUUCCGCAGUUUGGGCGUACCACCAGAAUUAGGGGUACUGAAACAAGAAGAGGAACUCAAGGAACGUAGAACACAGCAACAUGACCAGAAUCAGGAGAAGCUCCUGUUCGUGAAGAUUGAACAAGAGAACGAGCACCUUCUCCAAUUCUUCACAGCCAUGGGCUUCAACAAAGAGGUAGUGUGCAGGGUUCUGGCCCAUACUGGACCCAGAGAACCUUCUGAAGUCCUGGACCUAAUCCAGCAAGAACAAAACAAAGUUCAGGUCCCAAAUCAGAACCUAAAUGGAGCUUCAGGAACCAACAAGGAGGACUUUGUGCUCGGUGUGCUUAAGAAAGCAGCAGCGAGUUGUGGCUACACCGAGGAAAAAGUGGACGAGAUCUACAGCAACCUUCCCGAGCUGUCACCGCACGAGAUGAUCCUAGAACUUCAGAAGAAGGCAGUGAAAGAACCUGAGGGUGGUGGAAAAGACACAGAGGACCAACGCUCAGUUCCUCGAGAAACAAAGACCAGUCAGAAAGCUGAUGAUAAGCCCAGAGUGUUCAAGUCUGAGAGCGAUGUUGGUAGAAGUUUAGGAGAAACAUCUCAGAGAAAACAGGAAGCACAACCAGGUGGACGAGAAAACGUGAACGUAGGACCAAGGAUGCCAGAACCUUUCUCAGACCCGCCAGUCAACAGCGUUCCAUCUUCAGUACGUGGACCUCCUCAACCCAUCUACCCACACCCACUCAGUGUUUCAGAUCAGCAGAUACCAGCACCUCCAGAACACACCAGCACCAAGCCUAAGCAGAAAGCAGCACCCUCCAGACCUGGAGCGGUCAUUACAGGUCAGCAGCGCUUCCUCGAGGGUUUGGUGAAGACCUUCAAUCUCCAGCUGAACGAUGAUCCAGGAGAUCCAGGACUGCGCCAGAUCAUCAUCGAUGGAAGCAACGUGGCCAUGACGCACGGCCUGGGCGGGUUCUUCUCGUGUCGGGGCAUCGCUCUGGCCGUGCAGUUCUUCUGGAGUCGAGGCCACCGCAGGAUCACCGCGCUGGUUCCUCAGUGGAGACAGAAGAGAGACCCGAAGAUCAAAGAGCAGCACUUCAUGACCCAGCUGCAGGAUCUGGGGUUGCUCUCGUUUACCCCCUCCAGAGAGGUGCAGGGGCAGAGGAUCAACUCCUACGAUGACAGGUUCAUGCUUCAGCUGGCCAGGAGCACGGACGGCGUCAUCAUCACCAACGACAACAUGAGGGAUCUGGUGGAGGAGUCGCCCGUGUGGAGGGAGAUCAUCAAGAGCAGGUUGCUGCAGUACGUGUUUGCGGGAGAUCUCUUCAUGGUACCUGACGACCCCCUGGGCAGGAGUGGACCCCACAUCGACCACUUCCUACGGUCACAGAGCAGACCUUCUGUACCCAUCAGCCACUCGUUCGCGGGCGUCUCCUCCACCCCAGCCCUGCCCCCGCCCCACCCCCGGGCUCAGACGGUGCCGCUGCAGUACCGCGAGAGAGCGCCGGCGGGUCCCCAGCACCAGGGCGGCUCCGCCCCGGCCAGGACGGUACAGGAGACCCUCCGAAUCAAACAGGACCUGCUGGAGAUCUUCCCAGGACAGGACGGGGUGAUCGACGUGACCCUGCAGCGCCACCCGGCCCUCACCGACACCAACCAGCUCUCCUAUCUCAUCCUGGAACACAUAAACACACAGGAGGAGUAAAAAUAAACCAGAUAAAUGAUUAAACACGUCCGUCACACACAACACACAUGGACCAAAGUAUUGGGACGCCACUUUUAAUGACUGAAUUCAUUUAGUGUUUCAGCCACAAUUUAAUUUUAAAUAAAUUCUUAUAUGUGAGUCUGGAUUUAACGUUUGUAAAGAGCAAUAAUAAGAACCAGACCAGCACUGAUUUACCUCCUGAACUUGAUUUUAUUUGUUGUAACUGAUGUUUAUUCAGGACAGUUCAUGUUUUCACCACAGGGGGCGUCACAGCCUCCUACAUGUUUUUAAUAUUAAAUUAAUGACUAUUUUAUUACUGAUAUGUGAUUGUUUAUGGUGUAUAAUAAUAAUAAAUAUUUUAUCUGAAACACAA
Messenger RNA from Trichomycterus rosablanca, 3094 nucleotides. RefSeq names its product KH and NYN domain containing (gene khnyn). NCBI's taxonomy places the organism in Eukaryota, Metazoa, Chordata, Actinopteri, Siluriformes, Trichomycteridae. The coding region runs from base 184 to 2721 and encodes 845 amino acids. The transcript is spliced from 9 exons. The record is from RefSeq and is a predicted model, not a curated record. Gene Ontology annotation, molecular function: mRNA binding; RNA endonuclease activity. Gene Ontology annotation, cellular component: cytoplasmic ribonucleoprotein granule; nucleus.